AUGUUUUCAUACGUUUCCAUAGAUUCUCAAUCUGUCUCUAAGCCUGUGGUGUCUCAAGCCGGAGUUCGAACCACGGAACUAGCCGCAAUCCUUUGUGCUACCUUUGAAAAUGUCCAGGGGACUGUAAUCGCCUAUCAGUAUCCACACAACUAUGUAUCCCCGACCCAAUUUAAGGAGAUUGGCAACGCUGUUAUCCCGCGAGCUGAAUUAGCUUUCCGGUUAGUAACAAUAGAGGCUUUUAGACACUAUGUGAUCGGCUGCCUGCAACGCAUCGAAGGUGUCCAGUAUAAGAGAAAUACAUUGCAGUUCAAUAUAUGUCUUGUCAUUAAGCCAAAAGCAACUGCUAAUCGGGAUGAUAUAUCACACUGGCAGUUCUGGGACGAUUAUUCAGCCGGCGGUUUGAGACCUAACGUCCAAGCAGCUUACGAGGCAUUAACACUAAAGAUUAAUAGAUAUUUUUAUGCUUUAGAAGAACAAUGUGGAUUUCUGUCUCGCUCAUUAGGACAUCAUGAAGGUGUAGAAAAGUGCGUAAAAUUACUCCGUCUUAAAUCAAUUUACAAACAAUUACAUGAAUCCGGAAUGUGUAUUCUUUCGUUUCCCAAUAGUGGCUCUUUGUACUUACGGUUUAGUCCUAGACAGGAUCAUGGGUCGUAUAGCAAUUUGUCAUUCGAUAUGUUUGAACUGGUGUCUGAAGAGAUUUUAAAAGAUAAUAAUGUUGAUGAUAAUGAUCGGGGAUUAGAAUUUGGUCAAAAAAUCCGACAGUUCAAUCUUCACCAUAAUAAUCAAGUUGUUUUUCCUAAUUUCAAUCCUCAAAGUGAAUCAGAGAUUACUGAUAAUUGUGUGUUUGUUUUAAUCGCUUCUCCAACUUAUCAUCGUCAGUCUAAAAUGGGUUACAAUUUGAAUGGUGGUUGGAGACCAUUGGAUGCUGUGGCUCAACGUGUUUUACCUUAUAUCAACGGUAGACGACGUUUAAUUGAAUUGGCUCAGUUAGCUCAAUUAGAUGUGGCUAUAGCUCGUCUAUGUUUAAUUGAGCUUGCUCGAAUAGGAUUAGUUCGUGCCUUACCAUAUCCUACAUUUAUAAUGCAGCUUCUUCAAGCUGAUAAGUUUUCCAAUUCAACACUUAUUCCUGGAUGGCUAGGUUUACCACGACUGGCCACUCUACUUACAGACUCCUCUCUUAGCAAAAUGUGCUUGGAAACUGUGAUAGUGUUUAAUUCAAAUCGUCAUAAACUACAAAGUUUAUGCAUUCACGAUAUUUUCCGUCUGUAUACAAUCCUUUGUGGUUCAUCCAAUUUUAGUUUAUCAUAUUUAAUUUCAGCCAAUCCACAUAUUCGAUUUAUUGAGUGUUCAUCUUACAUGAACUCAUCAUCUUCUUCUUCUACAUCAUCAUAUCAUUCCCUUCCGUUUGUAAGAUCAUCAAAACUUUGUAAUUGUCAUGCAUCUUAUCAUCAAACACAGCAUCACUGUAAAAUUAGUUUAUUAAGUCUUGUACAAUUUGGUGAAGUAAAUGGUUUAAUACGACGAAUUCAAUGUUAUCCUAUAAGUGAUAAACUAGAAUUAUCUACUGAACAACAUAUUAAAUAUCGGAUGUCAUCAUCAGUUAUGUCAUCAAAAGAAGCAAUUCCUGCAAUGAUGACAACAACUACGACAACUGUUACCACAACCAGUAGUACGAGUUCCAAUACAAAUAUGCAACAACAAUUCAUGCAAUUUCAAACUAAAAAUUCUUCAUCUGUAUUACGACAUAAUUCACGUAAAUUUACUAAAAAACCACAAAUAAUUAAUGAACAAACAUGGUCUAUUUCAAAAUCCCUACUAAUGGAUGGUCAGCAUAGUUUAGAUUCAAUCAUUACAUUUUUAUUAACGAACAAUGGUAAUACAACAAAAUAUUCUUCAUCUGGAUAUAAAGUACCAGAAUAUAUUAGUGAUUUAUUAAAUUUAUAUCGUUUUGAUGAAGAAUGUCUUACUAGACAAAUAUCUUAUUGUGAUCGUGAUUUAUCUUCGUUUAAUAGAACUAAAACUUCUAGUAGUUUCAGUUUUAGUCCUGAUGAAACUAAUUUUACCAUUCAUAAUAAUAAUAAUAGUCAAACUGUUGAAGAAAUUGUUGUACAUGAUCGAAUAUGGUCUAAGCCAGAAAAUAAUAUGACAACAUUUGUAGAGCCAUUAAAUUUGGAUAAGAUAAACUUUAUAUUACCGGAUCUUUAUUGGAUGUGGCGUUGA
This is a messenger RNA of Schistosoma haematobium, 2220 nucleotides long. It is a transcript of the gene NPRL2, whose product is annotated as Nitrogen permease regulator-like 2. Gene Ontology annotation, cellular component: GATOR1 complex; vacuolar membrane. The transcript is spliced from 5 exons. The record is from RefSeq and is a predicted model, not a curated record. Gene Ontology annotation, molecular function: GTPase activator activity. Lineage: Eukaryota; Metazoa; Platyhelminthes; Trematoda; Strigeidida; Schistosomatidae. Gene Ontology annotation, biological process: positive regulation of autophagy; cellular response to amino acid starvation; negative regulation of TORC1 signaling. Bases 1 to 2220 code for a protein of 739 amino acids.